GGGGUGUAAGCGCUCCUCCAGGCCCGGCUCCCUAGGCCAGUCUGGGCCUUGCCUCGCGGGCUCGGGACAUCGCUGGGACAGCCAGGGGUUGCCACCUGGCUCCGGCGAGGUGUUGUCUUUCACGAUUAUCUGCCCCCCCCCACCCUCACCCCCUUCCAUUCAGAUUCUUAAUCUGCUGAGUAUCUGCACAACUGCGGAGGAGUUGGAGCCCAGCUCCCCGUGUCUCCGGUUUCCCUUUGUGCAGCCUGGGGGUCCACCAAGGGCCAGGUCAGCAUGGCAGAGACGCUGGAGUUCAACGAAGUCUAUCAGGAGGUCAAAGGCUCCAUGAAUGAUGGUCGACUCAGGUUAAGCCGCCAAGGCAUCAUCUUUAAGAAUAGCAAGACUGGCAAAGUGGACAACAUCCAGGCUGGGGAGCUGACCGAAGGCAUCUGGCGCCGGGUUGCCCUGGGCCAUGGCCUUAAACUGCUCACCAAGAACGGCCAUGUCUACAAGUACGAUGGCUUCCGAGAGUCGGAGUUUGAGAAACUCUCAGAUUUCUUCAAAAGUCACUAUCGCCUUGAGUUGAUGGAGAAGGAUCUGUGUGUGAAGGGCUGGAAUUGGGGGACGGUGAAGUUUGGCGGGCAGCUGCUUUCGUUUGAUAUUGGUGACCAGCCAGUCUUUGAGAUCCCCCUCAGCAACGUGUCCCAGUGCACCACAGGCAAGAACGAGGUGACGCUGGAGUUCCACCAGAAUGAUGAUGCCGAGGUCUCCCUCAUGGAAGUGCGCUUCUACGUGCCUCCCACCCAGGAGGACGGUGUGGACCCCGUGGAGGCCUUUGCCCAGAACGUGCUGUCCAAGGCCGACGUGAUCCAGGCCACCGGCGAUGCCAUCUGCAUCUUCCGAGAGCUGCAGUGCCUGACUCCCCGAGGCCGGUAUGACAUCCGCAUCUACCCCACCUUUCUCCACCUGCACGGCAAGACCUUUGACUACAAGAUCCCCUACACCACCGUCCUCCGCCUCUUCUUGCUGCCCCACAAGGACCAGCGCCAGAUGUUCUUUGUGAUCAGCCUGGACCCCCCCAUCAAGCAGGGCCAGACCCGUUACCACUUCCUGAUCCUCCUCUUCUCCAAGGACGAGGACAUCUCCUUGACUCUCAACAUGAAUGAGGAAGAGGUGGAGAAGCGCUUUGAGGGGCGGCUCACCAAGAACAUGUCGGGGUCCCUCUACGAGAUGGUCAGCCGCGUCAUGAAAGCCCUGGUGAACCGCAAGAUCACUGUCCCGGGCAACUUCCAGGGGCACUCUGGGGCCCAGUGCAUCACCUGCUCCUACAAGGCGAGCUCGGGGCUGCUGUACCCGCUGGAGCGCGGCUUCAUCUAUGUGCACAAGCCGCCCGUGCAUAUCCGCUUUGACGAGAUCUCCUUCGUCAACUUCGCCCGUGGCACCACCACCACGCGCUCCUUUGACUUUGAGAUUGAGACCAAGCAGGGCACUCAGUACACCUUCAGCAGCAUCGAGAGGGAGGAGUAUGGGAAGCUGUUUGAUUUUGUCAACGCCAAGAAGCUCAACAUCAAAAAUCGAGGACUGAAAGAGAAAAAAGAGGGCAUGAACCCAAGCUACGACGAGUACGCUGACUCAGACGAUGACCAGCACGAUGCCUACCUGGAGCGCAUGAAGGAGGAGGGCAAGAUCCGGGAAGAGAAUGCCAAUGACAGCAGUGAUGACUCUGGAGAAGAGACUGAUGAGUCAUUCAACCCAGGUGAAGAGGAGGAAGAUGUGGCCGAAGAAUUUGACAGCAAUGCCUCUGCCAGCUCCUCCAGCAACGAGGGUGACAGUGACCGGGAAGAGAAGAAGCGGAAACAGCUCAAGAAGGCCAAAAUCGCCAAGGACCGCAAGAGCCGUAAGAAGCCUGUGGAGGUGAAGAAGGGCAAAGACCCCAAUGCCCCCAAGAGACCCAUGUCUGCAUACAUGUUGUGGCUCAAUGCCAGUCGGGAGAAGAUCAAGUCAGACCACCCUGGCAUCAGCAUCACCGAUCUCUCCAAGAAGGCAGGCGAGAUCUGGAAGGGCAUGUCCAAAGAGAAGAAAGAGGAGUGGGAUCGCAGGGCUGAGGAGGCCCGGAGGGAGUAUGAGAAAGCCAUGAAAGAGUACGAAGGGGGCCGGGGAGAGUCUUCCAAGAGGGACAAGUCAAAGAAGAAGAAAAAAGUCAAGGUAAAGGUGGAAAAGAAGUCAACACCUUCAAGGGGCUCAUCAUCCAAGUCAUCGGCGAGGCAGCUGAGUGAGAGCUUCAAGAGCAAAGAAUUCGUGUCCAGUGAUGAGAGCUCAUCAGGAGAAAACAAGGGCAAGAAGAAGAGGCGGGGGAGCGAGGACUCAGAAGAAGAGGAACUAGCCAGUACUCCCCCCAGCUCAGAGGACUCGGCGUCAGGCUCGGAUGAGUAGCGAGGGGAAAUGUCUCCCUGCUUGCCCAGUCACACUCCAACAAAUCUCCCCACCCAUGUUUUGGUACCAGCUUCUCCCCAUCACUUGGAUUUUGGGCCACCUGUGCAAGGUCUCUUGGCAGAACGCACUUUGCCGGGGUGUAGGUAUCCUGCUGCUUCACAAGAUGGUUCUUUUCAUCUGGGGAGAGAGUGGGUGGGAAGCAGGGCAGUGCAGGCUCCAGGACCCCCGGGCCUGCUCUCCUGACCUUGCAGGUGUGCUGCCUUCAAUACCUGUGUGCAGCGGGGGGCAUGUGAGGAUGGGCCUGGGGCUCCUCCUGGGGGCCUAUUUCUACUUUUAUUUUGUAUUUCUGGUCUGUGAAAAUCAUUUAAUAAAGGGAACUGACUUUGGA
Echinops telfairi (small Madagascar hedgehog) is the source of this 2800-nucleotide messenger RNA. It is a transcript of the gene SSRP1, whose product is annotated as structure specific recognition protein 1. Gene Ontology annotation, molecular function: nucleosome binding; DNA binding; histone binding. Gene Ontology annotation, cellular component: FACT complex; nucleus. The record is from RefSeq and is a predicted model, not a curated record. The transcript has 17 exons. NCBI's taxonomy places the organism in Eukaryota, Metazoa, Chordata, Mammalia, Afrosoricida, Tenrecidae. Bases 274 to 2412 code for a protein of 712 amino acids.